GCCCAGGCAAAUGGACAGCAGUGGCUAACCUUAAUCAGCAUGUAGCUGUAACUAGUGUUGUUGGUGUUCUCAAAUCGCUCACCGCCAGUUACGCCUUACCUCUCUGCGGCUCUCUGCUCCCAGCCGAGCCUAUGGAAGCCAUCGCCUGGCGGCUCUCCACCCACCCCUUCGCACUCCCCGUCUUCCCUUAUCGUUGCCUCCUCUCGGUCGCCCUCAGUCGCCCUCCUCCACAGUCUCCGAUCGCAUCCGCCCUCUUCCUCCGGCGACGCCGUCGCCGUAGAAAACCACCCGUUCUUUCCCCCGCUUGCUCCUCCUCCCCCCAAUCUGAUUCUCUAGAUCCUCCCUCCGCUCCUCCUCCUCCUCCUCCCCCUUCCCUGACGCCUCAUAUUGGCGCAAGGCCCGUUCCCCUUGCAAUUUCUAUUGUCGUCGGCCUCGCCGUCUGCUUCAUCAUUCCGAGGCCAGCCGAGAUAACCCCCCAGGCGUGGCAGCUCCUCUCCAUCUUCAUCUCCACCAUUACCGGUCUCAUGCUCAGUCCGCUUCCCAUCGGCGCAUGGGCUUUCCUCUGCCUCACUACCUCCGUCGUCACAAAGACGCUCACCUUCACAGAGGCGUUUGAUGCGUUCGAGAACGAGGUAAUCUGGUUGAUCGUGAUAUCUUUCUUCUUCGCGAGGGGCUUCGUCAAGACUGGGCUCGGGGAUAGGAUCGCCGCCUAUUUCGUCAAGUGGCUUGGCAAGAGUACUCUAGGGCUUUCUUACGGGCUAACCGUAAGUGAGGCUUUCAUCGCCCCCGCUAUGCCCAGCACCACCGCGAGGGCCGGUGGGGUCUUCCUCCCCAUCAUACAAUCGCUGUCGCUAUCUGCCGGAAGUAAGCCCAGGGAUAGUUCGGCCAGCAGGCUCGGAUCCUAUCUAGUUAUGUCCCAAUUCCAGUGUUCCAGUAAUUCAAGUGCACUUUUCCUAACUGCUGCAGCUCAAAAUCUGUUAUGCCUUAAAUUAGCUGAAGAACUUGGAGUCGAUAUUGCAAGUCCAUGGGUGUUAUGGUUCAAAGCUGCAAGUUUGCCUGCCUUAGUUUCUCUUCUAGUUGGCCCAUAUAUCUUAUACAAGAUCUUCCCUCCAGAAAUUAAGGAUACACCAGAAGCACCUGCUCUGGCAACAGUGAAACUGGAGCAAAUGGGACCCUUAACAAAGAAUGAGCAAGUGAUGAUCUGUGCAAUGAUUCUUGCAAUUUCCUUGUGGAUCUUUGGAGAUGUUUUCGGUAUACCAAGUGUGGUUUCUGCAAUGCUUGGCCUAUCCAUCCUCCUACUGUUUGGUGUUCUGGAAUGGGAUGAUUGCCUAGGUGAGAAAUCUGCAUGGGAUACCUUGUCUUGGUUUGCAAUUGUUGUCGGAAUGGCUGAACAACUUUCAAAAUUUGGAAUUGUGACAUGGAUGUCAGAACAUGUCGCCGAAUCUCUCCAGCAUUUCUCACUGAGCUGGCCUGCAGCAUUCUGCCUUCUUCAAGCAUCCUACUUCUUUGUUCACUACCUUUUUGCAAGUCAGACUGGACAUGUUGGAGCUUUGUAUUCAGCAUUUCUUGCUAUGCACUUGGCAGCUGGUGUUCCUCAUGUCUUAGCAACAUUUGCUCUGGCAUAUAAUACAAGUCUAUUUGGUUCCUUGACACAUUAUAGCAGUGGUCAAGCUGCCGUGUACUUUGGAGCGGGUUACUUGGAUCUUCCUGAUGUAUUUAAAAUGGGCUUUAUAACAGCUUUAGUGAAUGGUUUAAUAUGGUCAUCUGUUGGUUUUUUCUGGUGGAAAUUUUUAGGGCUAUACUGAGGAAUGAUGGUAAGUUGAAACAAAAUACUCCUUUUUAGUGCAAAAGCUGUAUAGUUGAAGCAUUCUAUUAUUUCAAGUAUUUAAUAAUGGUGGAACACCUAAAAGUAGUUGAUGUAUAUGUAACACUCACUUUCAAUUUGUAUACGGUCCAAACAAUUUGGCGAUGUAUAAAUCAAUCAACUGUCUCCAGUUGAUACACAUUCUUACAAUGUACACCAAAUGGUACCAGAUGGACGAACUAUCGGGUAGCUGUUUUGUCUUGUCUUUAUAA
Zingiber officinale is the source of this 2076-nucleotide messenger RNA. RefSeq names its product dicarboxylate transporter 2.1, chloroplastic-like. Gene Ontology annotation, biological process: transmembrane transport. The coding region runs from base 132 to 1805 and encodes 557 amino acids. Lineage: Eukaryota; Viridiplantae; Streptophyta; Magnoliopsida; Zingiberales; Zingiberaceae. The transcript has 4 exons. The record is from RefSeq and is a predicted model, not a curated record. Gene Ontology annotation, cellular component: membrane. Gene Ontology annotation, molecular function: transmembrane transporter activity.